CAACGAUCCAACAUAACUAAACACGAUCUCUCAAUUUGCCUUAUCAAAGAUGUUCAAAUCAAUGUUCCCCAUGGCAACCGACAAGCACAAGAUUCCUGCCACAGUUGUUCUAAUGAGGAAGACCAUGUCGGAUUACAACGAUCUUGGUGACUGGUUAUCAGGCCCCGCUGAUACCAUUGGUGAGGGUUUAGGCAUCCAAAAGGUUUCCCUACAACUAGUUAGUGCUGACAAGACCGAAGAUCCAUCAAAGGGAGGAAAAGUUGGAGCCCCGGUUACUUUACCGAACUGGAACACUAUUGAUAGUGAACAAUUAUACGGGGAAUCAAAAUUCAAUGUUAACUUUGAAUGGAAUGAGGACUUUGGGACACCGGGUGCUAUCUUGGUACGAAAUACUCAUCAUGGUGAAUUCUACCUCAAGACUGUCACACUAGAAAAUGUUCCAGGUCGAGGUCAGAUCCUCUUUGUUUGCAACUCAUGGGUUUACAAUCACAAAAAUGUUCCAGGUCAUGACCGCAUUUUCUUUGCUAACAAGACAUAUCUUCCACAUGAAACGCCAGAACCACUUCGUAAGUAUAGAGAGGAAGAGCUAAGGAUUUUGAGAGGAAAUGGUAAGGGCGAGCUCAAGGAAUGGGAUCGUGUCUAUGACUAUGCUUUGUACAAUGAUUUGGGGGAUCCUGACAAGGGUUCACAACUGGCUCGACCUGUUCUUGGAGGGUCUGCCAAGUAUCCUUAUCCUCGGAGAGGAAGAACAGGUCGAAAACCAUCAAAAUCAGAUCCUAACAGUGAGAGCAGAGACUUUCCAGAGCUACCUGGCACUAUGUAUAACGUUUACGUCCCAAGAGAUGAGCAAUUCAGUCGCUUGAAGAAGUCAGACUUUAAUGCUUAUAAUCUGAAAGGCUUUCUUCAUGAUAUCAUGCCCACGGUUCAAGCUAUUGUUAACUUAACUCCUAAAGAGUUCGACACUUUCAAGGACAUAGACGAACUCUACUUCAAUGGAAUUCAACUUCCUACUGAUGCUGUCAAUCAACUUGUAAAUAACAUCCCCUUACCACUGAUGAUAAAGGAAAUUUUUCGGUCAGAUGGAGAGCAACUCGUAAAAUUUCCAGUGCCUCAAGUGAUUCAAGGUAUAAAAAGUUUAUAUACGCCUCCAACUGCAUGGAGAACAGAUGAAGAAUUUGCAAGAGAAAUGCUUGCUGGAGUGAACCCUAUUGUCAUUCGUCUUCUCAAAGAAUUUCCUCCAACUAGCAACCUGGAUCCUGAAGUGUAUGGUCAUCAAAACAGUUCUAUGACCAAACAAGACAUUGAGUAUAACUUAGAUGGACUCAGCGUUGAAGAGGCACUGAGGACAAAAAGGCUAUUUAUAUUGGAUCAUCAUGAUACAGUGAUACCCUACCUCAGGAGGAUAAACACUACAGAAACAAAGACUUAUGCAUCUAGGGCACUUCUCUUCUUGAGAGGCGACAACACAUUGAAGCCGGUGGCAAUUGAAUUGAGCUCGCUACAUCCAGAAGGAGAUAAGUUUGGUGCCGCUAGCAAGGUGUACACUCCAGCGCAGCAUGGAGUUGAGGGUUCUAUUUGGCAGUUAGCUAAAGCUUAUGUAGCUGUUAAUGAUGGUGGUUAUCAUCAGCUAAUAAGCCACUGGUUGAACACUCACGCAGUUAUAGAGCCAUUUUUGAUUGCAACAAACAGGCAGCUGAGUGUGGUUCAUCCAAUUUAUAAAAUUCUCCACCCUCACUUUCGUGACACGAUGGCUAUUAAUGCAUUGGCGAGGGAAAUUCUUGUGAAUGCAGAUGGAUUGCUAGAGAAAACAUUUUACCCGGGGAAAUAUUCCAUGGAGAUGUCAUCAGAAAUUUACAAGAGUUGGAAUUUCUUGGACCAGGCACUCCCCAAUGAUCUCAAGAAAAGAGGAAUUGCAGUUGGUGAUAUAAAUUCCCUAGAUGAUCUUGAUCGGCUACUGAUAAAAGACUAUCCAUAUGCUGUUGAUGGGCUGAAGAUCUGGUUUGCAAUUGAAAAAUGGGUCAGAGACUAUUGCUCCUUCUAUUACAAGAGGGAUGAAAUGGUUCAACAGGACCCUGAACUUCAAGCCUGGUGGAAGGAACUGCGAGAGGUGGGGCAUGGUGACAAGAAACAUGAACCAUGGUGGCCUAAAAUGCAAACUCUUAAAGAGCUAAUAGAAUCUUGCACCAUUAUUAUAUGGAUAGCUUCUGCUCUCCAUGCAGCGGUCAACUUUGGACAAUACGCCUAUGGAGGCUACUCCCCAAACCGUCCAACACAAAGCCGCAGGUUCAUGCCUGAGAAAGGCACUCCUGAAUAUGCUGAGCUUGAAAAGAACUUUGAGAAGGCUUUCUUCAAAACAAUUACUUCGCAACUAAAUUGCCUCACCGGCGUUACCGUGGUAGAAGUUCUGUCAAGGCACGCAACAGAUGAGGUGUAUCUUGGACAACGAGAGCCUGAUUGGACGACAGAUGCAGAACCAGUGGCAGUUUUUAAGGCUUUUCAUGACAGACUUGCUGAAAUUGAAGAAGAAAUCAUAAGCAUGAACAAGGACAAGAAAUUGAAGAAUCGUGUCGGUCCAGUGAAUGUGCCAUACACUUUGCUCUUUCCAACUGGUGAAGUUGGACUUUCUGGAAAGGGAAUUCCUAAUAGCAUCUCAAUCUAAGUUAGUUAAGGGCAUCAAUAUUAUGCUAAAUAAAUGUUGUUGGUAUUACUACACGUGAAUACCAUUGCUGCCCAAAUAUUAGUGCGAUGUUAUGGGAACUUGGUGUGUUACUAAUAUUUUUCCUUUUAUGCGAGGUAGUAAUUUGUGUUUGCUUCCAAGUAAAGCUGUGUAGGGGCUUUGAUCUCUUAGGGAUGCUUCUAGUGUGUUUACUCCUGUUACCUUGGGAUGUAUGCCCUCUGCUCCCACUUUGUAAUCCCCUUGACUUAAUAUAACGUGUGGUAUGUUGGGACCGUAUAAUCUUUUAUGCUUCUUGCUCUUAUCAUCAAAUCUCAUCCCAAAAUCAUAUAUGGCAUUGGAUAUCAAUUCUGAUGGUUAAGAAAAAAAAAUUUAAAGCUUUUCGUGCAUCUUAUGAAGGAAUUUUCGUAUGUUAAUAGAU
Messenger RNA from Durio zibethinus, 3095 nucleotides. The record is from RefSeq and is a predicted model, not a curated record. NCBI's taxonomy places the organism in Eukaryota, Viridiplantae, Streptophyta, Magnoliopsida, Malvales, Malvaceae.